AUGGGAACUGCCCAACUUCCCAGAAAAAUUAGUUGCCAAAGGCUUUCGGAUCUGAUGUACAAGCAUUACCUGUACACUCCAAGUCCUUCCCACUUGGACGUUCUGUCAUACCGAGCUGUGAGAGAAAAAGAGGUUGCAAAACUUGUAACUGUUCGUCUUCUUCUCUCGGUUGCGUCCGUAAAAGGAUGGCCACUUCACCAAUUAGACGUAAAUAAUGCUUUUCUACAAGGUGAUCUUGAAGAAGAAAUCUAUAUGAAAUUACCACCCGGAUUUUCUCGUAAGGGGAAGAAUUCCGUUUGCAAAUUGAACAAAAUGAAUGGCCUUAAACAAGCUUCUCGACUAUGGUUUUCAAAAUUCUUAAACACCUUUAUACAAAAGGGUUUCACUCAAUCCACUGCUGAUUAUAGCCUUUUUAUAUAUAAAAAGGGUUUAAUUUCUCUUUGUGUACUCAUUUAUGUGGAUGAUAUCAUCAUUACCGGCAAUAAUGAAACAUCAAUUUCCAAACUUAAAACUUAUUUGGAAAAAUUGUUUUCGAUUAAAGAUCUUGGUAAACUUCAAUAUUUUCUAGGAAUUGAAGUAUCUCAUUCAAAGCAAGGUAUAUUUUUAUGCCAACGAAAGUAUAUUCUUGAUAUCUUAAAAGACGCGGGCUUGACAGGUGCUCGCACUUCUGAUUUCCCUAUGGAGCAACAACUUCAGCGAAAACCCGAUGAUGGUCAACCUAUGUCUGAUCCAACUGUCUUCCAUCGCCUCAUUGGUCGACUAUUAUAUCUUACCGUAACAAAACCAGAUAUCACAUAUGAUGUUAAUACUUUGAGUCAAUUUAUGAGUAAUCCUCACAUAGCUCACAUGGAUGCCGCAAAUCGCAUUCUUCGUUAUCUAAAAAGUACUAUUGGAAAAGGCCAUUUUCUAUCAUUUAGCAGUACUCUUCAUCUAAGUGGAUAUUGCGACUCUGAUUGGGUUGGAUGCCCAACAACCAGAAGAUCCACCACAUGCUAUAUUACCAUGCUUGGUGGUAGUCCAAUUUCUUGGAAAACCAAGAAACAAGCAACAGUUUCCCGCUCUUCUGCAGAAGCGGAAUAUCGUGCUCUUGCCACACUUACAUGUGAAGUUCAAUGGUUAAAUUAUAUCCUAAAUGGUCUUGAUAUACCUCAUUCAGAACCAAUUUCUAUUUUUUGUGACAAUCAAGCUGCAAUCCACAUUGCCGAAAAUCCAGUCUUCCAUGAACGAACUAAACAUAUUGAAUUGGAUUUCCACUUCAUCCAAAAAUAA
Molecule: messenger RNA, 1269 nt
Organism: Papaver somniferum (opium poppy)
Lineage: Eukaryota; Viridiplantae; Streptophyta; Magnoliopsida; Ranunculales; Papaveraceae
Exons: 2
Coding region: 1-1269 (422 amino acids)
Source: RefSeq, a predicted model, not a curated record